AUGUCCAUGAUGGGCAAGACUUGGGCGAGGCUGGGUGGGCCGUACCGUGCAUCAACGCAGCGCAGUUGCGUCCGCUGCACGAGCGAUGGUGAGUGCGACGUGCGCGGGCAGGAUCUGGUGUGCGAUGCAGAGACUGCGCUCUGUGUCCACAAGCCGCUGCUCCCGCUGGCGGCGACGGACCUGACAGGGACUCUUGGGGUUGUUCUCGGCGCGGCGCUUGCUGCUGGUGCCGGUCUUGGCGGCGGUGGGCUCUUUGUCCCGCUCUUUGUCCUCGUCAUGGGCUUUGCGCCGUCAGAGGCCAUCCCGCUCUCCAAGGCCACCAUUUUUGGCUCGGCGCUAGCCAACUUUGUGGUCGCUGCGCGUCGGCGGCACCCUGCUGCGUCACGUCCGCUCAUCGACUAUGCGGUUGUUCUCAUGCUCGAGCCGAUGACGCUUGCCGGCUCGAUUCUGGGCGUCUUGCUCAACACGGUCCUCCCCUCGUGGCUCAUUCUCGGCCUACUCAUUGUCCUCCUCACGGCGACCACGCUGCGGACGUAUGCCAAGGCCAAAGCCAUUGCUGCGCGCGAGACGGCGGUGAGCAAGCGCGACAGCGUGCUCUCGGAUGAAGCCAAUGCUAGCGGCGCCAGCGAGGUCGCAGGACUCUCGCCAGAGCUGGCGGCAAUCCGCGCGGCCGAGGCUAGAAUCCCGAUGGGCAAGGUGGCAAGCGUGGGUGCGGUGUGGCUGGCGGUCCUUGUGCUCUCGAUGAUCAAGGGCGGACAUGGAGCGCGGUCGGUGGUGGGCAUCGAGCCGUGCUCGGCCGGUUACUGGCUGGUUCUGGCCGCAGCGCUACCCGGCGCUUGGCUGGUGACGGUGUGGAUCGGAGGUUGCCUACGGCGCGAGCACGCGGCCAAGGAGGCUGCUGGAUACACCUUUCUGCCGUCGGACAUCCGCUGGACGGCGCACACGACCAAGGUCAUUCCACGGUACUCGUUUGGCGCCGGCGUUGCUGCCGGGCUGAUGGGCAUUGGCGGUGGGAUGAUCAAGGGCCCGCUGCUGCUCGAGCUGGGUAUGGAGCCGAGCGCGUCAACGGCAACCUCGGGCUUUAUGAUCAUGUUCACGUCGUCUGCGACGGUGGCCCAGUUUGUAGUUCUCGGCCAGCUGGCGCUACCGUACGCGGCCUGGUUUGCGGGCUGGGGCUUUGUUGCGGCGCUGUGCGGCCAGUAUUUGCUGCGCGCUGCGGUAGCGCGGACCGGGACCCAGUCGCUUAUUGCCUUUCUUGUUGCGGGCGUCAUCGGCCUCUCGACGGCGCUGCUGACGUAUACAGGCGCAGUCAGCGUGGUGAAAGAGCUGGCAUCGGGAGCUUCAAUGGGAUUCUCCACGCCGUGCUGAGACGGCGGCGUUUGCGCGCCGCUGUAAAGGAAGUGACAACCGG
Thecamonas trahens ATCC 50062 is the source of this 1411-nucleotide messenger RNA. RefSeq lists its product as uncharacterized. Gene Ontology annotation, biological process: protein ubiquitination. Gene Ontology annotation, cellular component: Cul4A-RING E3 ubiquitin ligase complex; membrane. The record is from RefSeq and is a predicted model, not a curated record. Lineage: Eukaryota; Apusomonadida; Apusomonadidae. The coding region runs from base 1 to 1368 and encodes 455 amino acids. The transcript has 2 exons.